Molecule: messenger RNA, 5215 nt
Organism: Culex pipiens pallens (northern house mosquito)
Lineage: Eukaryota; Metazoa; Arthropoda; Insecta; Diptera; Culicidae
Exons: 1
Coding region: 97-1317 (406 amino acids)
Source: RefSeq, a predicted model, not a curated record
UCUAACCAAUCUAGAUGAUCAGCACAGCGGCAACGGAUCUCGCAUCUCAAAACUAACCUAAACCUCAUCAUUUCGCAUUUAAACUCCCGCUCCAAAAUGACCUCCGUCAAGGACACCGCUUCGUUCUUCGUCAACGGCAGCUCCAACCAGUUCGAUUUCGUGCUUGCGAUGUAUCCACAGGUCCUCAAGCUGUACGCGGGAAACAAGUGCAAAAAACCGGAAGAGUUGAUCCGGCUAGACAACUGGUACCAGAACCAACUGCCCGCGCUGAUCAAGAAGCGCGGCAAGGACGCCCACAUGAUCCACGACGAGCUGGUCCAGUGCAUGAAGUGGAAGCAAACGAGGGGGAAGUUUUACCCGCAGUUGUCCUAUCUGAUCAAGGUCAAUACACCGCGGGCGGUGAUGGCCGAGACGAAGAAGGCGUUCAAGAAGCUGCCGAACUUGGAGUCAGCGAUUACGGCGCUGUCCAACUUGAAGGGCGUCGGGACGACAAUGGCUUCCGCACUGUUGGCGGCGGCCGCGCCGGAAACUGCGCCGUUUAUGGCCGAUGAGUGCCUGAUGGCGAUACCGGAGAUUGAGGGCAUUGACUACACGACCCGGGAGUACAUGAACUUUGUCCAGCACAUUCAGGCGACGACGGACCGGUUGAACGAGGAGGUGCACGGCCCGGUGAGUAGUUCCAAGAAGGGGGAUGAUGAUGACAGCAGCAGCAGCAGCAGCGGUAGCAACGGCGAUACGCCGAAGGUCGCGAAGAAGUGGUCCCCGCACAACGUCGAACUGGCCCUGUGGACGCACUACGUGGCGCGGGAGCUUCAACCGGACCUGCUCGAUAACAUGCCGGCGGCCGUCGCGGGUAGCAAAAAUAGCUACUCGAGGAAUCCCACGGCGAUAUCGGCUACCAACGGGUCGGGGAAUAACAACGUGACUCCCGCUGCCACGACAACCGCUGAGGAACCUCCGUCCGACGAGAGCAACCUGGAAACGGAACUGGGCAAGAGCGGUGGUAGUGGAGCUACCUCGGACGCGUCAGAUUCCAAGGACGCCGCUGUCGGCGUGGUCGUCAACAACAAGUACAUCGACAGCUUGGACGAGGGCGAAGACUCGCUGGAGAAGCCCAGCACGACCACGGCCACGACGACGAUCCGGAACAACAACAGCGACGAGGUGACCGCAGACAGUGGUGACUCGCAGAGCAGUGCGAAGCGGUCGACGCCGUUUGAGGAUGAAGACGACGAGGAAGAUGAGGAGGAGGAGGACGAGGAGGAUGAAAGCUCCGUAGAUGGCGCUCCGGACGCCAAGAAGGCCAAGCUGGACUAGUUGCGAGGGGGGUUCGGAAAUCAAAAUCAGUUAACAUAAUUAACGUCGAAGCUACCAGGAGAAGCGGUUGGUAGCGCACACUGAGAACAGACAGACACACACUGAGAAGAACGCAAUGUACAAAUUAUGUUAAACUGAUUGUAAGUGGAAAAUCACGUAACUCUUAAGAGGGGAAAAGAGAAGUGGACACGGGAGGGAGAAGAAACUUUAAUUGAGAUGAAUUGGAGGAGCGCGGCGGAGAAGACAGAUAUACAGCAAAAUCCAGGAAAUCCAGGAGAUCCACUCGUGGAGAAAUUUUAUUAGUAAAAGUGUACGUGGGAAAGCGAGCGAGAAAGGUAAGGGAAUGAACGAGAUAGUGAGAACCGUGAGUGAUUGCGACGUAGUGAGGAAGCUGUAGUAUCAUUAAGGCUAAAAUUUAUUUGACACUCUUCUAGCGAGAUAUCCAAGGCAUGUACUACCACCCUAUCUCGCUGUUAGGAAAUACAUCCAAACCAUUUGGAUCCGCUUCCACUUGAGAUGUUUUCUGCAUUUCUUCAUUUUCCCCCUGCUACCACUUUUGAAUUUUCCUCCUCUCCCCUUAUUCUCAUUUAGUGCUGAAUUGGCGUGAUUGGGUCAAGUGGAAAACUCUGCUUUUUAAUUAGGUUUCCCUUCCCCUAGGGUGCCGCUUCGUCUUCUCUAAUAAAUGACCUUUCAAUUUGGUUCAAUUUAUCCCGGGAAACGAACAGAUAAAGGCUGUCAACUCAAUUGAGCUCAUACUUUUCAUGACUUUGUCGUAGAAUUGGCAGCAACUAAAAUCAAUUUGCGACUAUUAUCAGCUGUGAGAUUGUUGCUACCAAUUUUCAACAAAGAAAACAUCUGAAAUUGAUAAUAUUAUUUUUCUUGGUAGCCAUCUCAAUUUGCUACCAAAAUCCAUCGAAGGAGGUAAUCUUGAUUGAUUUGCUACCAAAGACGAGAAGACGUUCUAUCCUAUUUACAAACAGUGAUUCUAACUGUUAGAAGCUGGCCAUUAUGAUUCGCUACCAAACGCCUUUAAAGAACCAUUUCCUGUGUUGCUACCAUUUUGAAUUUCAUGGUUCGCCUCUAUUGGUAACCAUAUUUUACAGAAUAUCCUUCUUGAUUAGAUAAAAAUUUCAUGACUUAGAUGUUCAAAUAUUCUUCAUUUCCAAUUUAAAUCAAAUUGCUACCAAUAUUAGUCCAAUGAAGCAAAUUUUCAUCUUAAAAGCCUUCACAACUUGCUGCUGAAAUCCGUCAAAGUGAUUACCUCGGUAUGUUAUCAAUUUGCUACCAAUUAUUACUAUUUUUUUCCUAUUUUGCGAUUGAAUAGUGAACAUAAAUUCAUCAAAACCAGUAAUCAUAAUUCGCUACCAAAACUAUUCCAAGUAAUCGUCAUUUUCUUGCGUUAUCUAACAUAAUUGGUAGCCACUUUGUACGGGAUGUAGAAGAGCUUCUUUUCUUUUGAAGUCUUGAAGUUUCUCUGGCUGCCAUCUGAAAUUUAAUUGCUACCAUUUUCAAAUUUAUGACCGUUUGGUGGCUCUAGUACUAAUAUUUAAUCGAGUAAAGAUUAUAACUGAUUCUAACUUUUCAUCAUGGUAGCCUUUGCAAUUUUCUAUUAAAUUCCACCAAAGAAAGCAAACUAUAUUUGCUACCAAAUUGCGCCACAGUAAUCAACACGAUUUGCUACCAACCAAUUCUAGUAGUCGUCUGGUUCUGCUACCGACAAGUGAAAAUGUAAAUUGGUACAAACUGAUCGUUACGAUUCACUAGGAAACAUCAUCCAAGUCCCGUUUUGUUGUCAGGAUUGAUUACCAUUUGCUACCAAUUUUCUCCUGUUUUUUUUACAAGUUUAAUACCAAGCAAUGACUUAGAUUUUUGCGAAUUUGUAUCUGGCUGACCAUUUGUUGAACGGCACGACUUUUAAGUGAAUUUGAACUAAUUUUAAUUCGAUUGAAAAGAUGCUAAUUUCCAUAUUUUUUUCUUUUUUUAUUUGCUCACUUUUUGCUAUCAACUAGCUUUCAGUGUCAGGCACGAUUUGCUACCAAGUUCAUCGGCCUUUUAAAUAAUUUUGAAUUCGUUUCCGAAUAGCAAUUUAAUUUACUUUGGUUACCAAAGUUCUAUUGGUCAUUCUUUUCUUUAGAUUUGCUACCAAUUUCAAUUCACAUAUCGUAACAAAUUGAUAUCAAAACAUGGUUGUAACAAAUUACUUGCAGUAGCAUGUCGAUUUUUUACUUAGUUUUUAUUGACUGGCAUGAUUUUCUACAAUUUUUCAACUAUUAUCACAAUUUGCUACCAAAUUUGAUCUCAUUGGUGUUCUCGCAUUGGUUGUUUCGAUUUACUUCCUAUUUUCAUAAUAGCUAAACUACAAUAACGAUUCAACAGAACUGGUCACUUCGAUUUGCAAUCAAUUUCAAUUUUUAUGACCGUCACAAUUUACUACCAAUUUUACCUCAAUUAAUCGCUACCAAUUUGAUCACUGUUGAAUCGGUCGUCACAGUUUGCUACCAAUCUUGAAAAAGUGUUAUUAAAUUGCUACCAACAUUAACUUCAAUGGCGAUCAUGAUGUUUUACCUUUUUAAAAGUGUUUAGUGAGAAAGAUUCAUUUCAAUAUAGCAUAAAUUUUGGUAUGCUACCCACUUGCUACCAAUUUUCAUCCAAGGUUUCGUCGGGGGCCUACAAUUUUUCAUAUUCGAGUUUUUGCUAUCAUUUUUUAAAUGCUCUUUCAGAAUUUCGCUACCAAAAAGAUGCUACAUCAGUUCGAUACCAAAACAAUUCAAUCUUGACAUAUUUUUUUCAUUUGCUUCCAAUUUGUUUGUCUCCAAUUCGUCUAGCUACCAACCUCCUGCUACCAAUUUUCAUCUAAAUUCCAAUUUUCAAUGGGUAUAGGUUCCUCCUGAUUUUCCUGUCAUGCUACUUAUGUUCAUCAUUAUUCGAUCAUGACGAUUUGCUUCCAAUUUUCGUCAAAAAAUAUCGCUACCAAGUUUCCAUAUGAAAAAAUAUCAUUGUUUUCCACUUUAAAUUCGAUUUUUACUUUAUUUUGUUUCCAAAUCACAACCAGGCCCAGCAAAGAUGGGGCACAUUCCAAUUCAUAAACAGAUUUGUGCUUUUGUGUUUGAUCAAAUCAAAACGUAAUCAUUGUAAAACUAAACUCACACAAACACACACCUCUAUACGCAUAUACACUCAGAGAAAAAUAAAAAGUCAAGUCAAAAAUAUAAAUGUUUUGGAUGAAAUUCAAAAUUACUAAGUGUCGGUUUUAAUUUCAGUUCCAUGAAAGUUUAGGCAAAGAAAAAGCAAAGGAAAUAGUUGUAGGCUUGCGAAUGUGAAAGAUUUUUUUCUUAUUUUGUUUCGUUUGUAGGAAUUUAGUGGUAAGCAGAAGAACUCUGAUAGAAAUUAUUUAUUACUAUUAUUAAAGUUAAACUUAUUAUUGCAAGCGCGAGCGCUGCUAAUUAUCACUCACAACCUAAUCAAGAAAAUUUAAACAAAAAAUAAGUAACUUCUACCAACUAACGAUACCGCCAAUCGUAUAUUAAAGUGGAAGUCAGAGUAGUAUUAGUUGACUGUUUUUAGUUUGCCGCGUAAGUUUAAAGUAAAACAGUAAGCAUUAUACGAAAUCAUGUUACAGAAAUCAAGCAAGAGAGAAAGAGAGAGAGAAUUUGAGAUCAAACCAGCAACACUGGUUACUGACACACUCAUACACCAUCCCAGAAAUCACAUUUACAAACAAAAAUGAAUCAAAUCGAAUCCCCUCCUUGGUAGCAAAGUAAAAUCCACUCAAAAUAAACUAAACCUGAGUAAGAGAGAGAGAGAGAGACCGUGAGAAAGAGAGAGAACGCAGAUUACAAGACAAACUUAUACACUCACACACGUUACGAAAUAUAUAGUAAAGAAAAACAAACAAAAA